AUGGCUUCGAAGACGAGCCAGGCUGCUUUCUGGCGAUAUUCUCUUUACAAGUCACCCAGUGGCGAAAAGCCUCUGGUUCAUUAUUGCACCAAGUUUGAACAAGCCGAGCAAGUCGCAAAGUACUUUGCAGGACAGCAGAUCAUUGGCUUUGAUAUCGAGUGGGAGAUGGGCAGCAGUGUCGCGAAAGGUAGCAUCAAGGACAAUGUGUCGCUCAUCCAAAUCGCAUGUGAUGAUCGGAUCGCUCUGUUUCAGGUUGCCUUAUUCGCUGGAGAGAGCAAGGAGGACCUUAUGCCUCCAUCACUCAAGAUCAUUCUGGAGUCUCCGGACAUUUUCAAGGCUGGUGUAAACAUUGCAGGCGAUUUCACUCGCUUGCGCAAGUGUCUUGGAGUCGAGGGGCAAGGAAUAUUCGAGUUGAGUCACCUUUACAAGCUGGUGAAGUUCUCCGAGAAAGAACCAGCUAAGGUGAACAAGUCGCCGUUGAAAUUGGCCGAUCAGGUGCAAGACGUCCUGUUUCUUCCUCUCUCGAAAGGAAAUGUCCGAACGAGCGCCUGGUCAAGGAGGUUGUCGAUGGAGCAGGUCGAGUAUGCUGCCACAGAUGCCUACGCAGGAUUCAGGCUCUUUCAAGAACUCGACAAGGCGAGAUCUUCCAUGACUCCAACGCCA
Aureobasidium subglaciale EXF-2481 is the source of this 663-nucleotide messenger RNA. RefSeq lists its product as uncharacterized. The record is from RefSeq and is a predicted model, not a curated record. Gene Ontology annotation, biological process: nucleobase-containing compound metabolic process. The annotation marks the transcript as partial. Gene Ontology annotation, molecular function: 3'-5' exonuclease activity; nucleic acid binding. Gene Ontology annotation, cellular component: nucleus; cytoplasm. Lineage: Eukaryota; Fungi; Ascomycota; Dothideomycetes; Dothideales; Saccotheciaceae. The transcript has a single exon.